AACAAAACAGAAAUCUAUACCCUGCGCAAAUUCAUACAUAAUGGCUCCCACAGCCGCAUACAAGAAGCGCAAGGUCGACGAGGGCAUGAAGGGCAGAGUGACCUCACGCCCGUCAAAGAAAUUUAAGAAGCAAAAACGCUACGAAAGCGAUUCCGACGACAGCGAAGAGGAAGAACCUGAAAACACCGACUUCAAGCCCGUGACCUUGGAGGAUUCGGACGAUGAAGUGAACGAUGACGCUCCGGCUGAUGAGUCUGAUGGCGCCGAUGAUGCUGCAGGAGAGUCGGAAGGCGAUGAUGAAAGUGAUGCGGAAGAGGAGGGUUCAGAAUCCGAAGCCAGCGAUGCCUCCUCCGAUUCGGAAUCUUCACGAAUUCAGUCCAAGAAGCGCAAGCGGAAUGAUCCCGAGGCUUUCGCAAACUCCAUGACCAAGAUUUUGGGCUCGAAACUUUCCACCUCAAAGCGUGCCGACCCUGUCUUAGCCCGGAGCAGGACUGCUGCGGAUGCCGCCCAUGAACUCUCGAACUCUCGACUGGAAGCCAAAGCGAAGCAUAAGAUGCGCGAGGAGAAAAAGGCUCAAUUGGACCGUGGCCGUGUUAAGGAUGUGUUGGGACUGGAGUCGGCUCCCGCAGAGGGCGGAGAAGUGUCUGUUGCCGAAACAAUCGAGUUGGAGAGACGCCUAAAGAAGACUGCCCAGCGUGGUGUCGUGAAGCUUUUCAACGCUGUUCGAGCAGCACAGGUCAAAGCGGAGGAGAUCGCCAAGCAGAUGCAGAAGGAUGGCACUGUCGGCGUGGCAAAAAGAGAGGAAAAGGUCAAUGAGAUGAGCAGAAAAGGUUUCUUGGAUCUUAUCGCCAGCGGAGGAAAGAAGGGCUUGGGCGCCGAUAUUGAGGAAGCCCGGUAAUGAAGAGGAUGCACAUUUUCGCAUCAUAAAAAGUUUCAUUUUUUUUGCGUUUGUCGCUUGGGAAAAAGGUUAUGGUUGGAGGUGUUAUAUGUCGCAUAUCGCAUGGCUCCUUUUGUCUUGGUCAUUGUACAGUACGGAUCAUUUUAUCACAAGCAAUACCCUCAUAGAAUGAAAUGUCCGAACGACGGGCAGCAAUUCCUCAUGCC
Molecule: messenger RNA, 1104 nt
Organism: Xylona heveae TC161
Lineage: Eukaryota; Fungi; Ascomycota; Xylonomycetes; Xylonales; Xylonaceae
Product: Rrp15p-domain-containing protein
Exons: 1
Coding region: 41-898 (285 amino acids)
Biological process (GO): maturation of LSU-rRNA; maturation of 5.8S rRNA
Cellular component (GO): preribosome, large subunit precursor
Source: RefSeq, a predicted model, not a curated record